AAAAGGAGAGGUCCAACAGGGACAGAAACAUAAGUGGAGGGAUCAAGGGCAGAGUAAUCAACUGGUUCAGAGUCGAGGCGGUUCAGAUUUUUUCUGUGUUUUCCCGAUUGUACGGUUAAAGGGUGCUGACAAAUCUCAAAAUGCGGACACUCUGCCUGUUCCUGUUGGUGCUGCUCACAAGCCCUAUGUCAUAUGCAGCUGCACUGGAUAACCGUGUCUUGUCUGUCAUUGUCCUUCGUUUCCGCAAAGCAGCUGGGCGCCAGCUGACCGUUUAUGGGAGAGGACACUUCGCCUUCCUGUUGGCUUUACCUGCUUCCCAGUGCAGAGAGACCAACAGACAUGUAGACUUGAACCUCAGCAGAUCAAGACAUAUUUUCAUUACCGAUGAUGUGAAUAUUUUCCUGAACUCCCUAGGUGUAAAUUACCUCACAGUCUUCCAGAACAGCGGCAGUCGUUGCCCAGAAUGCAAAUUGCUGAACCCCGUCCAGACCAACGGGAACCGCACCACUGCUGAGCUUUUCCAAACUCUGCUGAAUAACAGAAUCCAUCACAAUAACCAGUCAGUGGGCUGUAUCAUUCUCUACACAACCCACAGCCCAUGUCUAGAUCACUGUUUCAGUAACACGGGGAAUUGUGAGAUCAUACCUGCCUUGCAAAGUUCUCCAUUUCUUGACAUAUGGACUGAACCAGACAUUCACAAGUAUUUUGUCUUCAGUAAAAUAUUUGCCAAUGAUGGAGAUCAGAGCCGACGCCAGGAAAUCCGGGAAAAGCUGGCUGCAGUGGAAAGUACCGGGUUUCAUGUCAGAAGGUGUGAUGGAAAAGGCCGAUUCCUGUGUAGAGAAUGCUCCGCACCAGAAUACUGCAUCAAAUAGGCUCCAAGAACUGAUUUAACAUAAUAAGGGAUCUGGGAAUUUCUGAAAAUGGGUGCCAUGCCUGUUCAAAUACAUCUAUCACAUUUCAAAUCAGAAUAAUAAUCUGAAUUUACUAACUUACACUGAUAUCAUUUCUGCUUGUCAUUCAAUGAAUCAUAUUAGAUGUGAUCAGAGAUAAAAUGUUAGUUAUCCACUCAAAAAAUUCAAGAAACCCUCACAGUCAAAAUCAAUUGCAUUCACAACGUCUUUUUCCUGUCCAACAACACAUCUGCAAAUGCAACCCAAUAGUGGUCCCACAGUCUCAGUGUCAGUCUUAUUCUAACCAGUCUUAUUCCUGAUGAAGAGCUCCUGCCCGAAACAUCCAUUUUCCUGCUGCUUGGAUGCUGCCUGACCUGCUGUGCUUUUCCAGCACCACUCUAGACUUGACUCGAAUCUCCAGCAUCUGCAGUCCUCAUUUUCAACUUAUCAAAAUCCUGCUGGUCACUGCAGUUAGAGGUGUUUCAUAACAAUACUUGAUAGUGUUCAGAAAUCAUUUCCAAUGAUGUUGCCAGGGUUACGGGGUUUGAUCGAUAGGGAGAGGUUGAAUAGACUGUACUCCAUGUAAUCUAACCUUGUGAGCCAUUCUACCAUGAGGAACCCUGUCGAACCCCUCACUGAAAUGCAUCUGGUUCCCAUCCAUCCAUCCAUCCAUUAAAAUACAUUUGAAUGAGUACAUGAAUAGGAAGGGUUUUACUGAAUAUUGGCUAAAUGCUGGAAAUGGGGAUGGAUUUAUUUAGGAUACCUGGUAGGCUGUUUCAUUGCUGAAUAUCUCUCUAACUCUCUGACUGUGACUCUAAUACGAAGGUUGUACAGUAGCAUUCAAACACAGUGCUGAAGUUAGAUGUGAAAUACUGUCACUGAGGCUGGUGUCCUUCUUCAAGUCACCCUUUAUUUACACAUCAGCAGCCCUCAUGUCUUAUCACUGUCUCAUUCAGAGACCACAUCUCUGACACUGACAUUUCUUAUCUGUCUGCCAGAUUAACAGCCCCAAUCAUGGAACUCAUAUUCUAUGAGAUCCAACUCGCUGUAAGGUCUCAACGACUGCAAUAUGUACCCUGGAAAUAAAGCAGACGCUGAAGAGAAACAGUUACAUAACCGAAGUAAAGGAAGUGAUACGGCCAUGCUGGGGAGGGAAAGGGAGCUACACAUUUGGGGUGACUCAGAGAGUGGAAAAAAACGAAUGGGAAGGAGACCAGUAAAGAAUGAAUAAAACAGGUUUAAUCGCCUGAAUGAAGCAUUCCAUUAACCAAUUCGUUUCAGAGUUUGGGUGCAGCAUGUCGACAGUUUCCCCUUAAUCGCUCUGCAGUUUCUGCAUCAUUUCCAAAUGUUCUCU
Molecule: messenger RNA, 2244 nt
Organism: Hemiscyllium ocellatum (epaulette shark)
Lineage: Eukaryota; Metazoa; Chordata; Chondrichthyes; Orectolobiformes; Hemiscylliidae
Exons: 3
Coding region: 141-872 (243 amino acids)
Source: RefSeq, a predicted model, not a curated record